Molecule: messenger RNA, 2403 nt
Organism: Danio rerio (zebrafish)
Lineage: Eukaryota; Metazoa; Chordata; Actinopteri; Cypriniformes; Danionidae
Source: RefSeq
GAAUGCAAUAUAUAUCUUCUUAGCACGUCUGUUGCCUGUGUCUCGGUUUUACAGUCACCCGUCCCUCGAAGACCAUUCUUCGAUUCCUGUAGAAAGGAGGCGUAAAGAAAACUCUACACAAUGUCUGAGAAGCGACUGUCGAGCAGCAAGAAACACAGCCUGAAGAGCAUGAUGCUCCAGGUUGCAAAAGAUUUACUGGAAGCUGAGGCUGUUGAGAAGAAGGAGGAGAGGAAGAGAUACAUGGAAGAACAUUGUCCUGCAUUUUCAUGCCCAAGCUCCAAACAGGAACUAGAGGAGUUCUGCAGAAAAUUACAUGAAAAAAUCGAAGUGAUUGAUGAGGAAAGAUAUGUUCUCGAGCACAAAGCCACUAUGGUUGUCAAUGAGGUCAAAGACUUAAACAUCAAGAUUGUCGACCUGAAGGGCAAGUUCAAGAAGCCUCCUUUGAAGAAAGUGCGCAUGUCUGCUGACGCUAUGCUUCAGGCUCUGCUGGGCUCCAAACACAAGGUCUCCAUGGAUCUGAGGGCCAACCUCAAACAAGUCAAGAAGGAGGUCAAAGAGGAGAAUAAAGAUUUGCGUGAUGUUGGUGACUGGCGAAAGAAUAUUGAGGACAAAACUGGCAUGGGCGGCAGGAAGAAGAUGUUUGAAUCUGAAGCUUAAAUCAUAAGGAAACAUUUCACCCAGUAGUGAUAUUUCUGUCAUCAUUUACUCACUUGUUCCAAACCUGUAUGAUUUUGUUUCUUUAUUAAACACUAAAGACAACCUACUUCCAUAAAAAGAACAACCUACUUCCAUAGAAUAAAAAUAAUACUAUGAAGAUCCUUGGUUACUAAAUACUUUUUGUUCUUGCUCUUUUGUGUGUGUAGUUGGAAGUGAAGUUUACUUAUAAACUAAUUUCAAGAGGAUCAUGAUUGACCACAGCUGGUCCCGCGUUAGCCAUUAUAUGAUUUACCAAUCAGACAAACCCAAACGCACAUAAAUAACCAGAUUUCCUUACCUUGGUCAUGUUUACCUUGAAGAAUCCCACUCCACCCCUACUCCUCACCCUCUUUCCUAGAGUAAUCCAGAACAGGGUGGCACGGCAGUUCAGUGGUUAGCACUGUCACCUAACAGCAUGAAGAUUGCUGGUUCGAGUCCCAGCUGGGCCAGUUGGUGUUUCUGUGAGAAGUUUACAUGUUCUGCCCGUACUCGCGUGGGCUUCCUUCGGGUUCUUCGUUUUCCUCCCACGGUCCAAAGACAUGCAGUAUAAGUGAAUUGAAUAAACCAGAUUGGCACAGUAUAUGAGUGUUUUAGUACUGGGCAUUCAACACAUAACAAUAUGCUGGUACAGUUGGUGGUUCAUUUCACUAUGGUAAUCCCUAAUAAUCAAGAAAUAGGUCGAGUGAACAAAUUCGAGGGAGCUCUCCAGAACUAUCUGAGCUCAGACUCCCCUCUCUCACGAUGAAAUGGGAGGGAGCCCAAGGCUUGAGGAUCUUCUGAGUUCAGGGCUCUCUCCAAGGACAGCAUGCCAAACACGCUUUAUUUUCAAUCACCAGCUAAGAGUGAACUCCGCUGAUAAAGAUGAAACAAAAACAUACAGGUUUUGAACAACUUGAGAUUGAGGGCCUACUCACACUAUGCUAUCCGUACCGUGCCCAGGCCCGUUUCCCGGAUCGUUUGAGAAGUGUGAGUGCGCUGAAUGAGGCUCAUGCACGAUUCACUUGGCUGGUCCUGGCCCAGUUGGAAGAGUUGUGCCAGAGCACGGUUCACUUGGGCUUUGGCGCGGGACGCUUGUGUGUGAGUGCAAAAUGCACCAAAGCCCGAAACUAAAAGCUAGACGUGACGUUUAAGGGACUGUUUCAUAUGGAUUUAUUUAUCAUUCUUACUGUUCAGUGAACGCAAACUGCUGUAGUUUAUUAAAUACGCAAACCCCUCACUGCACGACAGCUGCGCACCUUCAGCAAACCUCCUAAUUCCUGCAGCAAGAGGGCUUUAUGAUUGUUUAUGAGCGUCAAAAGUGCCUCAUCUGUCCGGCGAAAUAUCUGACUGCGUGUCACCGCAUCCCUAAGGACAAAAGCGGUAUAACUAGAGAAAUCUCCACUGUGCUGAGCGUGAGUGCUUACUGAACAGCGCAGCAUCGAUGAUGUAACGUGCCCUGGCCUGAUUGUAAUGUGAGUGCAGGCCAUCGGGGGAGAUAGGAGGGGGGACAAGUGUGCUUUGGCCCGGUACGAGGCAACUGUACAUAGUGUGGGUACACCCCAAAUAAAUGAUGACAGAGUUUUCACUUUGAUCGUUCUGCAGAAAAUGGACAGUUUAAUUUACAAUCAGUAAAACUGAAAGGUUCAGAAUGAAAGGUUCAGUAUGUAUUUCUCAAUAGAUUGACUGUUUGUCAAAAGUGCCUUUUCUAAAUAAACAACUGUAAGCUGC